This is a messenger RNA of Prunus armeniaca (apricot), 1464 nucleotides long. NCBI's taxonomy places the organism in Eukaryota, Viridiplantae, Streptophyta, Magnoliopsida, Rosales, Rosaceae. The record is from the annotation of a GenBank genome assembly.
AUGUUCACUCUGCAACUCAAAACUGCGGCACAGAAAAACCCAAAACCCAGUUUUUCAAUCCCAUGUCGCAGCCUCAUCACCUCACCCCCACAACCGCCUCAAGACUCUUACUUGGCCAACCUCAUCCUCCAAUCCGAUCCACAAACCCUAACCCAGAUUCUUCACAACCCUAAAAUCGAGUGGACUGCAGAUUUGGUGGACAAGACCCUGAAACGGCUCUGGAACCAUGGGCCUAAAGCCAUCCAAUUCUUUAAAGUCCUUGACCACCACCCCAGCUACACGCACUCUCGCUCUUCCUUCGACCACGCCAUCGACAUUGCUGGUCGUCUGCGUGACUAUAAGGCCCUAUGGACCCUUGUUUCCCGGAUGCGGGCGCGCCGCCUCGGCCCGGGCCCGAGAACUUUUGCUAUCAUCACUGAGAGGUAUGUUGCUGCUGGCAAACCUGAGAGAGCUGUUAAGGUGUUCUUGUCUAUGCAUGAACAUGGCUGUCCUCAGGAUUUGAAUUCCUUUAAUACCAUACUUGAUGUGCUUUGCAAAGCUAAGCGUGUUGAAAAGGCUUAUAAUUUGUUUAAGGUGUUUAGGGGCAAGUUUAAGGCUGAUUGUAUUAGUUAUAAUAUUAUUGCAAAUGGGUGGUGUUUGAUUAAGCGAACCCCAAAGGCUUUGGAGCUUUUUGGGGAGAUGGUGGAGAGGGGAUUGGACCCGAGUUUAACCACGUAUAACAUAAUGCUUAAAGGGUAUUUUAGAGCUGGCCAGAUUAAGGAAGCUUGGGAGUUCUUUUUGCAAAUGAAGAAGAGGAAGUGUGAGAUUGAUGUUGUUACUUACACUACUUUGGUUCAUGGGUUUGGUGUUGUUGGUGAGAUUAAGAAAGCUCGAAAAGUUUUCGAUGAGAUGGUUGGGGAGGGGGUGCUUCCUUCCGUUGCAACUUACAAUGCUUUGAUUCAGGUUUUGUGCAAGAAAGAUAGCGUGGAAAAUGCUGUCUUGGUUUUUGAGGAGAUGAUGAGCAAGGGUUAUGUGCCUAAUGUGACCACUUAUAGUGUGUUAAUUAGAGGAUUGUGUCAUGCGGGUAACAUGGAAAGGGCGAUGGAGUAUAUGGAGAGAAUGAAGGAUGACGAGUGUGAACCAAAUGUUCAGAUAUAUAAUGUUGUGAUUCGUUACUUUUGUGAUGCUGGAGAGAUAGAAAAAGGGUUGAGUGUGUUUGAGAAGAUGGGUGGUGGAAUUUGCUUGCCUAAUUUGGAUACAUACAACGUUUUGAUUAGUGCCAUGUUUGUGAGGAAGAAACCUGAAGAUCUGUUAGUGGCUGGGAAGUUGUUGAUUGAGAUGGUUAACAGAGGAUUUUUGCCCCGUAGGUUCACCUUCAAUCGCGUUCUGGAUGGGCUUUUGUUAACAGGUAAUCAAGCUUUUGCAAAAGAGAUUUUGAGAUUGCAGAGCAGAUGUGGCCGACUUCCCCGCCAGGUCAAACUAUAA